UGCAUUUUUAAGACCUAAACUGGGGAAACAAUAUGAAGCUUCCUGUGUGUCCUUUGAAAGAGUUUUAGUAGAGAACAAGCUGCAUGGCCUUUCUCCAGCUCUUUCUGAAGCCAUCCAGAGCAUUUCUCGCUGGGAACUUGUCCAAGCUGCACUCCCACAUGUGCUGCACUGCACUGCAACAUUGCUGUCCAACCGAAACAAGCUAGGACAUCAGGAUAAGCUUGGAGUAGCUGAAACAAAGCUUCUUCACACCCUUCACUGGAUGCUACUGGAGGCCCCUCAGGACUGCAGCAAUGACCGAUUUGGAGGAGACAGAGGCUCUAGUUGGGGAGGGAGCAGUAGCGCCUUUAUCCAUCAGGCUGAAAACCAAGGAUCACCAGGACAUCCCCGGCCCAGAACCACAAAUGAUGAGGAGGAGAAUAACAGAAGGAAGUUCUUCCAGAACUCCAUGGCCACAGUGGAGCUCUUUGUGUUCCUAUUUGCUCCCCUUGUCCACAGGAUUAAAGAAUCUGACCUGACAUUCCGGUUGGCUAGUGGCCUUGUUAUUUGGCAGCCUAUGUGGGAACACAGGCAGCCUGAAGUUUCUGCCUUCAACGCCCUUGUAAAACCAAUCAGGAACAUUGUUACAGCUAAGAGAAGUUCUCCCACCAACAAUCAGAGUGUGACUUGUGAAUCCCCUAAUCUUGACAGUGGACAUACCGAGGGACUACAGGUGGUCUGUGAGACAACCCAGCCAGAUUCUGUACCUCCAAAGGCCACUGUUUCAGCAUGUCAUCGUGGAAAUUCCUUGGAUGGAAGCGUAUCCUCCCAAACCUCUCAGGAGAGAGGUACUGCACAUCCCAGGGUGUCCUUGGUGAUUCCGCCAUGCCAGAAGUCUCGUUAUGCCACAUACUUUGAUGUGGCAGUGCUGCGCUGCCUGCUGCAGCCACAUUGGUCUGAGGAAGGCACACAGUGGUCACUAAUGUACUACCUGCAGAGGCUGAGGCAUAUGUUACAGGAAAAGCCGGAGAAACCACCUGAGCCAGAGAUGACUCCUUUACCGAGACCUCGCAGCAGCUCCAUGGUGGCUGUUGCACCCUCUCUGGUGAAUACCCACAAAACACAGGAUCUGACAAUGAAAUGUAAUGAGGAAGAAAAAUCACUAAGCACAGAGGUGUUUUCUAAGGUUUCACUGACGAACUUGCGCAGACCAGCAGUUCCAGAUCUCUCCACGGAUCUGGGGAUGAACAUUUUCAAAAAGUUUAAGAGCCGCAAAGAGGACAGGGAGCGUGAGCGCAAAGGGUCAAUUCCUUUCCACCAUACCGGGAAGAAGCGGCAACGAAGGAUAGGGGUGCCCUUUCUUCUCCAUGAGGAUCAUUUGGAUGUCUCGCCCACUCGCAGCACUUUCUCCUUUGGCAGUUUCUCUGGAAUCGGAGAGGACCGGCGUGGCAUCGAGAGAGGAGGAUGGCAAACUGCCAUAUUAGGAAAGUUUACCAGACGGGGGAGCUCUGACACAGCAACGGAGAUGGAGAGCCUGAGCGCCCGGCAUUCACACUCUCAUCACACUCUGGUCUCUGAUCUGCCAGACCACUCAAACAGCCAUGGAGAGAACACAGUCAAAGAAGUGCGGUCCCAGAUCUCCACCAUCACUGUAGCAACCUUCAACACUACCCUGGCCUCAUUCAAUGUGGGCUAUGCCGAUUUCUUCAGUGAGCACAUGAGGAAGCUUUGCAACCAGGUGCCCAUCCCUGAGAUGCCCCAUGAGCCGCUUGCAUGUGCCAACCUCCCACGGAGCCUGACAGACUCAUGCAUCAAUUACAGUUGCUUGGAGGAUACAGAUCACAUUGAUGGAACAAACAACUUUGUCCACAAGAACGGCAUGCUGGAUCUCUCGGUGGUCCUGAAGGCUGUUUACUUGGUCCUGAACCAUGACAUCAGUUCCCGGAUUUGUGAUGUGGCACUGAACAUUGUGGAGUGCUUACUUCAGCUUGGGGUGGUGCCCUGUGUAGAGAAGGUUCGGAGGAAGAGUGAGAAAAAAGAAAAUGAGGCCCCUGAAAAGAGGCAAAGUGAAGGAUCCUUCCAGGUCAAAGGGGCUGCUUCUGGUGGUUCAGCUUGUGGAUUUGGGCCUCCCCCAGUUGGUGGAGCUGGAGAUGGAGGAGAAGGAGGUGGUGGAAGUGGUGGAGGAGGUGGAGGUGGAAAUGAUGGAGGUGGUGGAGGAGGAGGAGGGCCAUAUGAGAAGAAUGACAAAAACCAAGAAAAGGAUGAAGGCCCAUCUGUUAGCACCCAUAGGCUGGCACUCACAAUGCUGAUCAAAAUUGUGAAGUCACUGGGUUGUGCCUAUGGUUGUGGAGAAGGACAUCGAGGGCUCUCUGGAGAUCGCCUGAGACACCAGGUAUUCCGGGAGAAUGCUCAGAACUGCCUCACAAAGCUGUACAAACUAGAUAAGAUGCAGUUCCGGCAGACCAUGAGGGAUUAUGUGAACAGGGAUUCUCUCAAUAACGUGGUGGAUUUCCUGCAUGCUUUACUGGGAUUCUGCAUGGAGCCAGUCACUGACAACAAGGCUGGAUUUGGGAAUAACUUUACCACAGUGGACAACAAAUCUACAGCCCAGAGUGUUGAAGGUAUUAUUGUGAGUGCCAUGUUCAAGUCGUUGAUCACUCGCUGUGCUUCAACUACACAUGAGCUGCACAGCCCGGAAAACCUGGGCUUGUACUGCGAUAUCCGACAGCUGGUCCAGUUUAUCAAGGAGGCUCAUGGGAAUGUAUUUCGGAGAGUGGCACUCAGUGCCCUCUUAGACAGUGCUGAAAAGUUAACACCAGGAAAAAAAACAGAGGAAACAGAGCAAGAGCCGAAACCUUCUGGGAGCAAAAGAUCUGAGGUGGGAAGCGUCAUCAUUGACAAAGGCCAGGCACCAGCUCCCCCUGAUGAAUGCCGUAGUUACGUGUCAAGCCGCCCAAUGCAAACUCCAGAACAUGAUGAGCAAAUCCAAGGGGCCGUUCUGGGACGCAAGGACUUCUGGCGAAAGAUGUUCAAGUCACAGAGUGCAGCAAGUGACACCAGUAGUCAAUCUGAGCAGGACACAUCCGAGUGCACCACUGCCCACUCUGGGACCACCACAGACAGACGCUCCCGCUCCCGUUCCCGAAGAAUCUCCCUUCGAAAGAAACUCAAACUCCCCAUAGGGAACUGGCUGAAGCGUUCCUCCCUCUCUGGCCUGGCUGAUGGGGUGGAAGAUCUCCUAGAUAUCAGCUCUGUCGACCGUCUGUCUUUCAUCAGGCAGAGUUCCAAGGUGAAGUUUACCAGCGCAGUGAAGCUGUCAGAAGGAGUGGGGCCAGGAGGUGGCCUGGACAACGGGCGAGAUGAAGAGGAGAAUUUCUUCAAGCGUCUUGGUUGCCAUAGCUUUGAUGAUCACUUGACCUCCAACCAAGAAGGAGGAAAAUCCAAGAACGUUGUGAACCUGGGAGCAAUCCGCCAAGGCAUGAAGCGCUUUCAGUUUCUCCUGAACUGCUGUGAACCAGGCACUAUCCCCGAUGCCUCCAUUUUGGCAGCAGCCCUAGAUCUUGAAGCUCCAGUAGUGGCGAGAGCGGCCCUGUUCCUCGAGUGUGCACGUUUUGUUCACCGCUGUAAUCGUGGCAACUGGCCUGAGUGGAUGAAGGGCCACCAUGUAAACAUUACCAAGAAAGGCCUGUCCCGUGGACGUUCUCCUAUUGUGGGCAACAAAAGGAACCAGAAGCUGCAAUGGAAUGCAGCUAAGCUUUUCUACCAGUGGGGAGAU
Messenger RNA from Leptosomus discolor (cuckoo roller), 3754 nucleotides. Lineage: Eukaryota; Metazoa; Chordata; Aves; Leptosomiformes; Leptosomidae. The record is from RefSeq and is a predicted model, not a curated record.